Molecule: messenger RNA, 475 nt
Organism: Phaedon cochleariae (mustard beetle)
Lineage: Eukaryota; Metazoa; Arthropoda; Insecta; Coleoptera; Chrysomelidae
Source: the annotation of a GenBank genome assembly
UGUCACACCAAUAACUGACCUGUCAAAUAUUCUUCCGUCACCAAUGUUGUCCCAAACCAAAAUGCAUUUAUGGUAUCAGAAAAAAACUUCUGAGCCACCAAUUCCCGAACUAACACCUCCAGUGAAUGUCCACAUAGAACCCGAGAAAGACGAAAACACUUACGUGGAUGUCGACUACAUCUCAGAAGAAUGUCUAACCAGCGAGUCUACUUCAACGCUGAUAUCCGUCAACUGUUCUGAGCGCCUCAGUUUCGAGAAGUCAAGUGAGGAGAUCAGGAAAAAAGUGAGUUCAGAAGAUUGUAGUAAGUCUGUGAGUGUCAGUGAUUUCGUCGACUUGAAUUAUUGGAAGGAAGAGAGGUUAUGUUGUGGGACAGUAUUCAGAGGCUUACACAACGAAGUCAUCAUCGAUCCAAGGUUAUUGAGAGCUUGUCCUGGAAGAAUCAGGAAAGGCAGGAAGAAAGAAAAAUUGACAUGA